Molecule: messenger RNA, 2441 nt
Organism: Saprolegnia diclina VS20
Lineage: Eukaryota; Oomycota; Saprolegniomycetes; Saprolegniales; Saprolegniaceae
Exons: 12
Coding region: 32-2155 (707 amino acids)
Source: RefSeq, a predicted model, not a curated record
GCAAGUUGCAUCGUCGCUGUCUGAACGCAAGAUGAAGCGGUCGCAGUCGCCGUACUUGGGCGACGUCAAGCGCGUCCGGCGCGGAAGCGUCGAUGGGACCUUCGAGUACGCGGGCUUCGACAUGGACAUGGAGAAUCUCUCGGUGGACGACGCCAUGGCCGACGACGACGAGGAGAACGACAACGAGGUGGCCAAGAUCCUCGCCGGCCGCGACGAUGGCAGCAUUCUUCCGCGCAUGGCCAUUAGCGUCCGGUCGUUCACGCCCAUUGAGCUCUCAAUUGCAGAGACAGUUGGCGCGUCGCAGAGCCCCGACCGACUCACGCUCUCGCCACGCACCGAGGCUCGCAUCCAGAGCCGCAGCUUCUACUUGGAGCUGCACGAAGGUACGCUGCACCGUCUGAGCCGCGCCCAGCGCCAAGCCAUGCAAGCUGCGGGCCUCCUCUUCAUCCCGCUCACCGCUACGAGUCCGACGAUCGCGUUCACGCGCGAAUGGCUCACGCGCGGUGCCAUGGCCGAGAUCUACGGCCCGUACAAGCAGUACCUGAGCCGGAAGGGCUCGGUGACCGUGGAGUGGACGCGACAGCACUACGCGGCCGAGAUCAGCGUCACCAACGGCAGCAAGAACAACGUAUUCAUCGACAAGACACGACUGGCCCCGCAAGGCCAGUCGGUCCUCCUCCACGAAGAAACCAUCAAAAUCCUCACGACACCAUACGCCCAGCGCGUCGUGCUCGGCUACACGCUGCACGAAGGCCUUCUCGAGUCGUCGGCGCAAGGCGUGGCCCACAACCACAUUGCAGUACUGUUUGCCCAUCCGAUCGCCAUGUACCCGUCGUUCAGCAUGACGUUAGCAGGACUGGAAUACCGGGCGAUGCUUACCGAGCUCGCCAAGAACCUCCAGAGCAGCGCCAAUGUGUCGAAAUGCCACGUCGAGAGCGACGGCAGCGUUGUCCUCGCGCCCCGACCGCUCGUGCAAGUGAUGCUGGAGUUUGCGACGCCUAUGACAGUCCAAGAACUGUGCGCGGACGGCUGCCGCGUCAUGCACUUUGUGUGCCACGUCGACCACCAGUACGUCCUCUUGGAAGAUGGCGUCGGGGGCGGUACGCGGGUCGCGCGGGAUGAGAUGCGCGGUAUCCUCGCCCACUCGAGCGUCGAACUCGUGCAAGUGACCUCAUACGACAAGGCGGCGUCCAGCCACCGCUUCUUCCUACAGUGUGGCGUGCCUCACGUGAUUGCCAUGCAUCCGUCGUCCAAGGCCGACUCGGACACGACCAUGACCUUUACCAAGGUCCUCCAUGCGUCGCUCGCGGCGGGCCGGACCAUCCAAGACGCGUUUGACGCUGCACAGCACUUCAUUGCACUGCUCGGCCACGCGACGACCCGGUUCGUCUUGUACCCUGAGGACGCGUGUCAUGACGUAACCUUGUUUCCGCCAUCGCCGCCCGAGCCGCUGGCACAGUCGAGCGCCGCGCGGUAUGCGGCCGAGAGUCCUUCGACGCAUGUGCUUGGCAGCGUCACCAAACAUUUUCACGGCCGCUUGGACGAAGCGCAAGUGGUCUGUCGUAUGCUCAUGGGGCGACGGCGGCCGCGGUGGGUGAGUAUUCUUGGUCCGCGCCGUGUCGGCAAGUCGCAGUUUGUGUUGGCUGUUGCCCAGUACAUUGGCCAGCGCAAGGUGUUUGGCGGCGGCAUCGUGUACAUCAACAUCCCGCUCGAGCUGCGGUACCAGUCCCACGACGCGAUCCGCGCGUCGGUCUUGGACGUCUUUGAGAUGCUCGAGCACGAACUGGGCAAGUGGCAGCACGUGCUUGUGAUUCUCGACGGCUACGAAAGCUUCUCGCUGUCAUCGCAGCUGGAGAAGGAGCUUGAGCCGCGCGUGGCCAAGCACCACAACAUUUCAUUUCUCGCCACCGGCCUCGACGCGACGCACGUCCCGACAUGGUCCUACACGACCGAGACACUCAAGCUACCGCCACUGGCAAUACACGGCGCGCCGUCAGCGCCAGCGACCGACGACGACCUCGAAGACCUCUUGCGCGUACCAGCCAUGGACUAUGCGAGAACGCCACCGCCGGUACUGUGGGCGCCCGAGACGCCGCCGCCAGCGUUGCCGACGCCCCGAUCGCUUACGACCAAGCCGUCCUGCGCGAUCAUGUAAUUGCACCGGUUGGCAUACGAGCAUCAAGCCUUGUGUGCUGUGCACGUCGCACAAGCGAUGCGCGCCAGAGCGUCUUGCGAGGGCACUGACAACCUAGCACCCAAGAGCAACCUUCGCCCCGUGCAGCGACGCAGGAUGCUAUCGUAACUAGAGCCGCAACAAACUUGAGUAAAUUGCGUGUACAGCAACGAGCUUGGACGACGUGUAUCCACACUGCUGGGUGAGCGCACACCCAGUCGAAGAUGACGACCGACGACGAGAACCUUGUAAAAGUGCAUCCCAGUUA